Suricata suricatta (meerkat) is the source of this 5459-nucleotide messenger RNA. It is a transcript of the gene CDCP1, whose product is annotated as CUB domain containing protein 1. The coding region runs from base 1 to 2595 and encodes 864 amino acids. NCBI's taxonomy places the organism in Eukaryota, Metazoa, Chordata, Mammalia, Carnivora, Herpestidae. The record is from RefSeq and is a predicted model, not a curated record. The transcript is spliced from 9 exons.
AUGAGCAGGUGCAUCAGAAGUACUGGCCAUGCCUUUGUCCCCGAACGUGGUGGGCAGAACACCCACGUCAGCCCUGCACGUCUCUGUGAGCCCCUGGGACCCCCCACGGGACUCACCUACACACGACUGCCCAUCAUCCGCUGCCCGCAGGCCGUCAGCUCCCCAGAGACCCAAAAAGCUUCCGAGAUUGCUCUGCCACCUGGAAGUGACAUUACGGUUCUCAUAAAGCCUGGGACCCCAGCUCUGCCGUUGAAGCCCUGUUACAUCAUCCAUAAUAAAAGACAGUUAACCACAUUGAUCAUCAGAUCAGGAGAAAAGGUGAACUUUUCCUUUAACUGUCAGAACCCAGAGAAGCACUUUGUCAUCGAGACCCAGAAGAGUAUUGACUGCAUGUCAGGCCCGUGUCCUUUCGGGGAGGUUGCGCUUCAGCCCUCAACGUCGGUGCUGCCCACCCUCAACAGAACUUUCAUCUGGGACGUCAGAGCUCACAAGAGCAUUGGCCUCGAGCUGCAGUUCUCAGUCCCUCGCCUGAGGCAGGUGGCGCCGGGCGUGAGCUGCCCAGAUGGAGUCACGUACACCAUCAGCGGCCGCAUCGACGCCACCGUGGUCAGGAUCGGGACCUUCUGCAGCAACGGCACCGUGUCCCGCAUCAAAAUGCAAGAAGGCGUGAAGAUGGCCUUGCACUUGCCAUGGUUCCACAAAAGAAACUUCUCUGGCUUCAGCAUCGCAAACCGGUCUUCUAUAAAACGACUGUGCAUCAUCGAAUCUGUGUUUGAAGAUGAAGGUUCCGCCACCCUGAUGUCUGCCAACUACCCCGAUGGCUUCCCCGAGGACGAGCUCAUGACCUGGCAAUUUGUGGUUCCCCCGCACCUGCGGGCCAGCGUCUCCUUCCUUCACUUCAACGUCUCCAACUGCGAGAAGAAGGAGGAGCGGGUGGAGUACUACAUCCCGGGCUCCACCACCAACCCCGAGGUGUUCAAGCUCGGGGACAAGCAGCCCGGGAACAUGGCUGGGAACUUCAACCUCUCUCUCCAGGGCUGUGACCAAGACGCCCAAAACCCAGGGGUCCUCCGACUGCAGUUUCAAGUUUUGGUCCAACAUCCACAAAAUGAAAGCAAUAAAAUCUACGUGGUCGACUUGAGCAACGAGCAAGCCAUGUCGCUCACCAUCGAGCCACGGCCCAUCAGGCUCAGCCGCAAGUUUGUCCCCGGCUGCUUCGUGUGUCUGGAGUCUCGGACCUGCAGCACCAACCUCACCCUGACCUCUGGCUCCAAACACAGGAUCUCCUUCCUUUGUGAUAACCUGACCCGCCUGUGGGUUAACGCUGAGAAGACCAUAAGCUGCAUGGACCAGCGGUACUGCUACAAAAGGUCCUACUCCCUCCAGGUGCCCGGGGACAUCCUCCAGCUCCCUGUGCAGCUGCACGACUUCUCCUGGAAGGUGCUGGUGCCCAAGGACAGGCUCAGCCUGGCCCUGCUGCCUGCCCAGAAGCUGCAGCAGCACACGUCCGAGAAGGCCUGCAACACCAGCUUCAGCUACCUGGUGGCCAGCACGGUCCCCGGCCAGGACCUUUACUUCGGCUCCUUCUGCCCCGGCGGCUCCAUCCGGCAGAUCCAGGUGAAGCAGAACAUCUCCGUGACCCUCCGCACCUUCGCCCCCGGCUUCCAACAGGAGGCUUCCAGGCAGGGCCUGACCGUGUCCUUUAUUCCAUACUUCAAAGAGGAAGGCGUUUUCACGGUGACCCCAGACACAAAAAGCAAGGUCUACCUAAGAAGCCCUAACUGGGACCAGGGCCUGCCAUCCCUCACCUCCGUGUCCUGGAACAUCACCGUGCCGAGCGGCCAGGUAGCCUGCCUGACCUUCCUCAAGGAGCGGACCGGCGUUGUCUGCCAGACGGGUCGUGCAUUCAUGAUCAUCCAGGAGCAGCGGACCAGGGCCGAGGAGGUCUUCAGCCUGGAGGACGAGGUGCUCCCCAAGCCCAGCUUCCACCACCACAGCUUCUGGGUCAACAUCUCCAACUGCAGCCCUGUGAGUGGCAAGCAACUGGACCUGUUCUUCUGGGUGUUGCUUACCCCCAGGACUAUAGACCUGACUGUCAUCGUCUCCGUGAUCGUGGGAGGUGCCGCCUUGCUGCUGGUAGCCCUCGGACUCAUCAUUUGCCUUGUGAGAAAGAAUAGGAAGAAGAAGACGACGAGCAAAGGGCUAUCUGUAGGCGUCUACAAUGGCAACGUCAACACCCAGAUGCCGAUGCAGCCAAAAAAGUUUCCGAAAGGACGAAAGGACAGUGACUCUCACGAGUACGCCGUCAUCGAUGACACCAUGGUGUACGGCCAUCUGUUGCAGGAUUCCAACGGCUCCUUCCAGCGGCCGGAGGUGGACACCUACCGGCCCUUCCUGGGCCCCAUGGGGGACUGCCCUCCCUCCCCUCCCCUCACAGGCUCCAGGGCCCCAACUGCAAAGCUGACCACAGAUCAGCCAUCCUCCAGCGUCCCUGCUGAAUCUGAGAGUGAGCCAUAUACCUUCUCCCACCCCAACAACGGGAACACAGACAUUCCCUUGCUGGACACUCACAAGCCCUCAGAGCCUGAGGAGUAACUCGGACCCGUCCCAAAGACUCUUGCUUAAAGCGGGACACUGAGGCACCCUUUAGGGGUUUCCAGAAUCCAAAAGAGGAAUUAUAUGGAAGGGACAGCAGGAAGUUUUCCUGGAUGCCACCAACCUCUGAUUUCCAAGUGGAUUUUUUCCGACAGUGGGACAUUGAAAGUGAUGAAUUCCGAUCUGGAUACAGUCGUCACAGUCCCUGUCCUUCGGAAGACAGAUUAGGUUGGAAUCCAGCCUGUAAUCAGGGCAGGGGGGCUGUGAGUCUCCCCAUACACGGUUGCAAUGAGCUCUGGAUCUGGAUUUGGAACACUUCGGGGUGACAGCUCCCAUCCCUAAGAACCCACCCGAGGUCGCUGCUCCCUCCGGAGCCCCCCCGGAUGAAAAUGACGAUGUGCCUUAUUACUAUUAUUUAUUUGGUGGUCCUGUGUAUGUAAGAAGUCGGAUGUAUGACCAUGCAGCUCUUUUCCCCUGACGUAGUGACGUCUCAGGCUCACGGGUGGGGUGGCUGGGUUUUGACUUCUCCCGACCGCUAGAUAAACAUGUGCCUGGCCCCGGGAAGGUGGGAAUGGUUGGCGAUCUGUCCAGCCAGAAAAGGGUGUGCGUGUCCGAGGGCGCUGACACGUCCCUGCUUUGAUAAGAGACUUCUUGGCUCUCUUGGUCUCCUCGUGGCUAGCCGACUUCACAGCUUCAUGUCGGGCCACACCAUCCUGCAAUCCUAGAAGGAGGAGAAAUUUCCUUGAAUUGCUGUGUGUGACUGUCCCAACCCCAGCCACACUUUGGCAUUUAAACAGAAAGGCAGAGAGUAUUAGGGUCCUCUAAAAGUGUUUUAAAGUGCACCGGCGAUUGGCCCCUGGAUUCCUUUCCUAUUGCUACUGUGACCCAUUAUCUCAAACACAGCGGCUUAAAACAACCCUAAUUUCGUAGCUUUACGCUUCCGGAGGAGAGAAGGACAAGAUGGAUCUCACGGGGCUCCCAUCAGGCUGUAGCCCCUGCUUGAGGCUCCUUGCCUGGUCGAGCUUCUAGAGACUGCUCACAGGCCUCACCUCCAAUGGGGCUGGUCACAUCGUGGCAGCCGCACUCUCACCAGCAGGGUGACACUGAUUCCCCUCUUUCCUUCUUUCAAUAAGGACGUUUCACUUAGAAAGCCCAGCCCCCCAGAUAAUCCAGCAUCACCUUCCCUCGUGGAGAUCUUUAAUUUAAUCACACUGCAAAGUCCCUUUGGCCGUGUCAGGUACCAUAUCCACAGGUUCCAGGGGAUUAGGACUCUUUGGGGAGUCAUUAUUCUGCCUGUCACACCCUCCUGCCCGUGCAGGACAGUCUGAAAUGACCCCGCCCACCAGUGUGUUUUUUUUGGCCUAAGAAUCUUUUUUUUUUAAGAGUUAGUUACUGACAUUUAAAAUUGUAAAAUUUUUGUAUAAAUAUCCAGAUGGGGACAUCUGGCUGGGCUGGGGGACUUAAACGUCACCGAGCAGCCACUGGCUAGAGCUGGGAAGCAGCUCACUUUUAGGUGGGGCGCCUGGUCUCCCGGUCACCCCAGCCCCUGCUCCCCUCCCCACACUCCUUCUCCUCCCUCCCUCACUGGUGCUGAGUCUGCAGCUACUGGUUCGUGCUCCCCCCGCCCCGCAGAGCUGCUUUGCUUAUAAUGAAAUGGAAAGUUCAGGCCCUAGAUCUCUCAUCGAAUGAGAAGACAGGCCUCCAGGCUGGUGUGUGUUUCAGGAAAGGCUUUUCCUACGACAGCUUCCCGGCCUCAGUCAUGCCAAUGACAAGCCCAGCUCCUGUGGCUGUUUGCCUCUGUAGCCCCUGCCCUCCUCUGGGAGGAGAGGGGUGGCGUCCGCACCGUCCAAAGGUCGGUGUUUCGGUGGCAAAACCUCCUUUAAAGAUAAACAGGCUUCAUGGUGUUCAGUGAAUUCACCUGGGAAGCGCCCCGCCCAGACUCGUUCCUGGACCCCUUGGCCUUCCUGAGAAGGAGUUGUGCAACCUCCCAACCGGUGAGUCUUCCGAGGCCUCCUGGACUCUCUCCAGAAGGAAGAGUUUGUUGUUUUAGUUAUGACCUGGGCGCUGCCCCGGCACCUUCCCUUCUGAAAGGCGGGCCCCUGCCCCGUUACCGUCGGCCUCUUGGCCGGAGAUUCAGGCAGCCUCGCCCAUGAAGGGCCAGAGGAGGGCUUCCUGCCCACAGCUGAAGUUGGAUCAUUACUUAAAGUUGGGCUGUUGGAGCCCCUCCUCCACCUUCUGGCCUCCCCGACCUCCUGGGCUCUGCAGAAGUGCCCUCAGUCCACGCUCUGUAGCCACGAAAUGUGGCCGGCCACCUUUAUGUACAAGGGCCCCGUGUGGCCACGUUCUUUUAACUGACAGCUCAAAACCCCAGGCUCAGGUGCCAUCUUCCAGAAACCUCAGCUGAAUUUAAGGUUUCCCAAAGCUUUGCCUCCUCCUCAGAGGUGCCAGCCCAACUCACCCCUGGCUCUUUGCUUGAAAGCGCAGACCCCCCACUUCCGUAAAAUACUUCAGGGUCACUGGAAAGCAGUCGGACACGUUUGCUGAUGCCUCGUGUGCUCUGGCACAGUGCCCUCCCCGUCGGGGCUGCCUCCAUGCCCAGCUGCUGGGCUCGUGAGGAAGCCCGGCUCGUCCAGGCCUGGGCUCUAGUGCCGGGGUCGUUCUGCACAGGAGGGGGAAGUCCCAGGAAGGGCCAAGGGGGAAAAGCAUGUGUCCGUGGGAUGGAACCUUGGUCAAGGUUAGAGAACUGGUUUGUGUGGACCUGUAUUGCUUAACUGGGAAUAAUUUAUUUUGUUGUAGAUACUUUUUAGGUACCGUUUUGUUCAUUUCCUACACUUUUUUAAUAAACAAUGUACAGGAAAGAAAAA